UGUCGAUACAAAUUUAAUUGCUUGUUCGUUUGUGAUAUUCCUGUCAGUUUAGCUAUAUGAGCCGAUUUAAAUGGAGGUGUAAGCUCGCUUGGAGUGUGGAUGCGAUCGUGUGAAAAGCCCAGAGUGUUUGCUGUCAGUGAAGUGAGAGUGUUGCCUCGUUGAUUCGAAGUGAUGCGGCGGCUGUACGUUGGUGGGUUGAGCCACUCAGUCACCCAGAAGGAUCUGAAAGAUCGCUUUGGGAAGUUUGGAGAUGUGCACGAUGUUGAGCUCAGGACCAGGAAAGAUGACGAAGGGGUUCCUUACAAAACCUUCAGCUACAUUAACAUCGACAUUUCAGAAGUUGACCUAAAGAAAUGUAUGACAGUGCUGAACAAAUCCAAAUGGAAAGGAGGAACUCUGCAGAUUGAAGCAGCGAAGGAGAGUUUCUUGCACAGACUCGCUCAGGAGCGGCAGGCGGCGAUGGAGCAGUGUCUCCAGCAGCCUGCAGCUGAGGACAAGCGACAGAAGCUGCUGGACUCCCUGAGCAAAGCUGGUGUGGACAAUUUCACCAUGAAGGCUGCAGUGCCAGGGACUGAAGUACCAGGACACAAGGACUGGGUCGUCAGUAAAUUUGGACGAGUCCUUCCCACUCUGCAGCUCAGGUGUAAGAAAGGCAGCAAAGCUCGAACCCUGAAGUACGACCCAUCUAAAUACAGCCACAACAUCCGCAAGCUGGACAAAAACACCACAGACUCAUCCACACCUGUCACUCAGCUCACCUGGGAGGUUCAGGGAGGGGAUGAUGACAUCAGCAAAAAGAGGCGAGGCGAGUUUCCUCCCUAUAAACCACCACCAAGACCAAAAAAGAGUCGGACGGAUAUGAUCAGCUCCCAUAAUGCUGUGAGCAGAGCCAGAUUAGAGCCAACCGUCAAAUCCAUCAAUCACACUGAGAAGCAGCCCUUCACCAACGGGUUUGAACUGCACUCCAAGAUCAAGAUCAGACCGGAUCUGAGGAAGUUGGCAUCUUUAAUGGACAGUGAUGUUGAUUCAGAUGAGGAGAUCCGCAGGAUGGUAGCGGCUCAGAACACCUCCCAUGAUGCUCGGUAUCAGGAAGGGGAGGAUAAUCUAGAAGUGGUAGGAUUUGACUACCUGGGGAAGCUGGAACGUUCAUGUAAACAGCAAAAAGGUAGGCCAGAUAAUGAGGACGAGUACGACUAUGAUUCUGCUGACACAGAUGAACUUUUUGCCUCCAAGACAGUACCACCACCUCCUCCUCCACCUCCUUCUGAGGCUCCAUUGAAGAAGAAACAGGUGCUGCCCACUGUGAAACCGCAUUCAGAAAACAACACAGACGGAAAGAAAAAGACGAGGAAGCAAAGUAAGGUUGGAGCAGAGGAGGAGGAAGAGGAGGAUUUGAGGAAACCUUCCUGCACACAGCAGACAAGAGAUUCUGGUAAACAGAAUUCUCAAAAACAAAGCGGCAGUUCUGGCAAACACAGUGAGAAGACGGCAGUCCAUUCCUCUUCUUCAGAGUCAGACCAUGAUGAGGUUGAUGAAAAUGAAGAAUUAGACUCAGCUGAUUCGUCUGCAGACUCUGAUUAUGACACCAUGUUUUCUAAUGUCACCCGUUUGGAGAUUUCCUUCACCGAUCUACAGAGACUAGCUGAAGAAUCUCAAGCAACAUCCGAACCAGCAGUUACCAGCAAUGUCAGCCCAGGCCCUGAAAAAGAAACUGCCCUUAUAGCUGGCUCUGCAAAACAACCAACCAAGAAAGGCAUCAUGCCAGAGGAGAUCCUUGCCUCCAUUAUGGAGGAUGACAGCAGUGAUGAUGACAAAAAGAAGAAGAAAAAGAGGAAAAGAAAAGAUGUGAUGUUAAUACAACUACCUGCAUUUUUGGGGACAAAUACACUGAAUGAUGGAUUCGAAACAAUUGACAACAACCAGAGACUGAAAGAGGAGGAAAAUGAGGAGGCAAAAAUAAGUGUGAUCAAAAAACACAAGCUUGACUCUGAAGCUCCCCAAGUGGACAACACAAGCAGUGAGGAGGAGGAGGAGGUCAAGGUCGAGGACAAUCCUGCUGCUAAAAUGGUUCCAAAUAAAGCUCAUAUAAACACUGAGAAUGCUGAGACUAGUUCCUCUUCUAGCAGUGAUGAUGUUGAGGGAGAAGUGGAGAGGAUGGAGGCCAGUCAGACCUCCAGCUCCUCCUCUGAGGAAGACGAGGACAAGGUUAUCACUGAAGAUGUUGGAAAAUUGGCAACUCCGGCUGCUCUUCACAGUGAGUCCACCAGUGACGAGGACGAGGGCGAGGACGAGGACGAGGAGAAGGAGAAGGAGAAGGCUCCUUCCCGGGUAACUUUAGGAGCUAAGGAGGAGGCGGAGCUGCAGAGGAAGGCCAAUAUGAGGAGGCUAGCUGCCAUCCAGCAGAGACAGAAAGAGGCUGAAGAACACAAGAGGCUCAUCCAGGGAGCUUUAGCCAACCUAGAUACCCCGAAUCCAGGGACAGGGAAACGCAUAGUCUUUGGCUCUGAUGAUGAAGAGCAGGAUGGUGAGGAUGAAAGUAAGCAGCAGAUUUCCCCAGAGGUCACGGUGUCGAAGAAGACCGUGUUCCACGACAGCCAAUCAGAAGAUGAGGCCACGGGCGAUGAGGAAUCAGCUGAUGAAAACAACACAGUGAAAGAGAAUGUUCAUCGGAAGCGGUCGGCCUCUCGGUUGUUUGGUGGUAGUGACGAUGAGGAGGAUGGUGAUGGAGAGGAAGACGAUAGCAGGUUUGACAUCAGGCCACAGUUUGAAGGUCGAGCAGGUCAGAAGCUGAUGGAGCUGCAGUCUCGCUUUGGAACCGACAAGCGUUUUCGGAUGGAUUCUCGCUUCUUGGAAGAUGACGAGGGCAAAGAGGAAGAGUCAGAGAGGACGAAGAGCAUGGCAGAUGAAGACGAGCCUCUGGAGGAGGAGAGGAAGAAGAACCUGUCUAUCCUGCAGAGCGUCCUCGGCAGCGUCCAACAAACCUGCAGCAGCAAGACCACUGUCAAAGCCAAGACUUUUAGAGACGUCUCAGCACUGCACUAUGACCCCAGCAGAGAAGAACAUGCUGCAUUUGAGACCAAACCAGAAGAAACUAAGGAGAGCAAGUCUGCCAGGAGGAAGAAAAGGGAGGAGGCUCAGAAGCUUCCGGAGGUCACUAAAGAGAUUUAUUACGAUGUCUCUGGUGACCUGAAGGCUGUCUUUGGUCAGACAAAGGAUAAUGUCACAGAAGAAGAAGAAGAAGAAGAAAACCCGAGCUGGGAUCAAGAAGAGGAGGAAAAAAGAGGAAAUAAUGAAGAGCCGAUUCUGCCUGUGAUUCAUGCCCCAGCUGAUCUCAGUGCAGAGAAACAGGAGUCUGGGUUUAAAUUCUCCUUCUUUGGAGAGGACGCAGAAACAGAAACUAGAGAGACAGAGUACAAGGUGGAGACCAUCCAAGCUCCGAAGGUGUCAUGGCAACAGGACCCACGUUUCCAAGACAGCAGUUCAGAAGAGGAUGAGGAUGAGGAGGGGCGGGAGGAGGAUGAGGAGCAAAGCAGUGCUACACCUAAAACCACAGAAGAGGCAACUCCAUCAAAGACUAGUCUCUUCUUCUUUUUCCCAGAAGACAGCAGACUGACAGAGGGCCCGAGGUUAUUCUGUCGUCCUUCUCAGCUGGAGGAGCAGAGGGAGCAGUGGGAGGAAAGGAGGAGCGAACUCAGACAGGAGUACCGUAAGAAACACAAGGACGCCCGCAGAAAACUGAAGGCCUCCCUGAAGAGCUAAGGACGAAGGGACAUGAAGCCUCUGUGA
Messenger RNA from Solea solea (common sole), 3786 nucleotides. RefSeq names its product nucleolar protein 8 (gene nol8). Gene Ontology annotation, molecular function: RNA binding. The record is from RefSeq and is a predicted model, not a curated record. The coding region runs from base 172 to 3759 and encodes 1195 amino acids. The transcript has 18 exons. NCBI's taxonomy places the organism in Eukaryota, Metazoa, Chordata, Actinopteri, Pleuronectiformes, Soleidae.